Molecule: messenger RNA, 3708 nt
Organism: Thermochaetoides thermophila DSM 1495
Lineage: Eukaryota; Fungi; Ascomycota; Sordariomycetes; Sordariales; Chaetomiaceae
Product: GTPase-activating protein gyp3-like protein
Exons: 1
Coding region: 1-3708 (1235 amino acids)
Source: RefSeq, a predicted model, not a curated record
AUGGACCGCUCGACCGACGACGCUGCUGGCGGCGCGCCCGGCUCGCUCUCAAGUUCUUCAGCAGACCGGGAACGAGAGCCCUACGAUCCCUACGACCCCUACGACCGCCGAUACGACCAGAGUCAUCGGCCUCCGCCGCAGCAAUAUCAACGAGCGGCCCAGUUCGAACCCUUCCAUCGGCAUACCCAGCAGCACCAGCAGCACCAGCAGCACCAGCAGUAUCAGCAGCAACCGCACGGGCACCAGUUCCAGGCAUACCAAAGACCGCCGCCAAACAUGGCCUCGGGGCCCUGGAAUCCGGCUCAGCAUUCGGCUAGGUUUCCCCCGACACGGCCGCCGCCGCAUCAUAGCCAGCAACAGAAUUGGCCGCUCCCUGCACCCCGGUCGAGGCGUGACGACUUUGAUGCGACGGACUCGUUUGACCAUGCCCUUGCUCACAGUCGCAACCACCCGUCCCGCUCCCAAAACUCCUUAAACGAUGCAACGUGGUCCUCGACCUCGCCGCGACCCCCACGACCCGUCCUCGAAUUGAGAUCUGAGAGACAUGUCCCUCCCGACCUCAUCUCCCCGAGAAGUGACACCUUCUACUACAACUCGAGAGCACCUCCGAGACCGUGUCCCAGUCCGAGCCCGAGCGUCCCCGACUACCACAUGCCGCACAGGUCAAGAACAGAAUCGCCGUCGCCGUCGCCUUCGCUAGCAAGGCCUCCUCCCCGAUCCGUUUUCCCGGGUCUUUCGUCGCAUCCCUUCAUCCCCGAGGAAUAUGAAGCACACUUCUCGCGACAAGAGACGCGCAAAUUUCCGCUGUUUUCUAGGCCACAAGAACACUCUGCCCCGGCAACGCCAGUCAAGCAUACUUUUAACGCUUCGGUUGACGAGAAGCAUGCUCCAGCAAGAACGGGAAGCCCGGCGAUGGUCGAAAACUUUUCGCGGCCAAGGAAGGCAAGCGUCAGAUCGCAGCAGUCGGAUGGCGCUUUAUCGAGACGCAUGGCGGCUCCGCGGUUGCAUGAGCCAAUUGUCGACGGCUCGGAACCCAGCCCGCAGGUCCCGACCAUUCUUAACACUCCUCCUGAUGCCGUUCCCAAUGACGACUUCCCCCCUCGCCGUAUUCCCGGAGCUUCCCAUCCUCCUGAUAACGUCAAUACCUCAACCCCACAAUUUCCGAAUACCGACUUCCUCAAUCCUGCACCGAACAAUACUUUCCCAAGACAAGCAAAUCCCUCGAUCGCGGGCCCUUACGCGCGGCAGUCGACAUCGCAUCAGUAUAAUGCUUAUGUCCCGCAUGCUAAGGAUGUGCCGCCAUGGGUAUCUAGUGACGAGGCUCGCUCGAGUUGUCGAUCUCAAUUGACAGUCUCAACUGCACAGGGCACCGGUUUCACAAGCGAAGAAGCCAAGAGAAACAGCAUCCUGACUAAGGCCAGCAGCUUCGAAGAACAAUCGAUUCUCAACGACUAUGCGCGCAGGAGUUGGCGAAUGAGCUACGUGGACGAUGGACCGAGUCUAGAAGAUGUUAUGGGCAUGUAUGAGCGAGGGUUCACUGAUUCCGAUGCCGAGGAGAACAUUCGCCGCAGCCGGAGAUUCCCCGACGACGACUUCCUUGUCGACAGCGAUAACGAGCCUGAUUUGCCCGACCGCGAAGGCUCACGACCCGUCAGUCGCAGUUCCGACGUUAGCGACGUGAGGGACAAGGUGCUGGAAGCCAUGGAUGAAACCCUAUCAAUUCCAGGCGCUUUAACAAUUCCCAACUCCCCAGAGCGCGAAGCCAACAGACAGUCGGUGCGACUUAGUCGAACGAGACAUUCAUUGCUGGCCAAAUCAUUGCCGAAUGACGUUGGGUUAGGUCUGGCUUCUGAAGCCAUGAAACGACGCGAUAAGGUCGAAUCGGUUUCAGACAAACACGACUCGGCGAAAUUGUUGGACGGAGACGAUGACCUGGCUACUCUGAGAGAUGAGGGCGCCAAGUCUCCUCGGCCAGCCUCACCAACAUCAGUUUCAAAGCGAGAUCAGGAACACUCAAUAUCGGAACAACCCCGGCCUGAUACGAGGCAGUCGGAGCGUCCUCGUUCAGUGUCGCCUCUAUCGGCCGAUUCCGAUCUGGAGCAACCUCAAGCCCUCACAACGCAACCGCAAUCCCAGGAGGAUCAACCAGAGCAGCAACAACACUCUGAGCAGCAGCAGCCAAUGCAGCAACCUGAAGAGCCACAAUCGACACAGUCGGAGCAGCCGUCUCUAGCGCCUUCUCUGUUGUCGCCUAGCUCUCCGGCGCCAGCUCCCGAACUUCCCCCUGUCGUCGCAGAAGAGCCAGAGGAUCCUGAUAGCCGUGAUAGGUAUGGUUUCCGCAAGGCGAAUGCUAAUAUAACCCGUCAAGAAUACGACGCGUGGAACGCCCAGUAUACCGAGUACCUUGCCCGCAGGCGGAAGAAGUGGGUUGCAUUCCUGAAGGAGAAUUCACUCAUGACCGAUCAUCCGAACCGAUUCCCCCCUCGGAGCACGAAAACCAAACGAUUUAUUCGCAAGGGCAUUCCUCCAGAUUGGCGGGGUGCUGCGUGGUUCUACUAUGCUGGCGGCCCUGCCAUUCUCAGCAAACACCGUGGAGUAUACGAUGAGCUAGUGCAAAAGUCGGGCCUCGACCCUCAAAAGCCUGGCUAUCUUCCCGGCAGAACACCGGGAGUCAAGCCGGUCAUUGUGGAAGACAUCGAAAAGGAUCUGUACCGGACGUUCCCCGACAAUAUCAAGUUCAAGCCUCCGCGUCCCCCGCCGCCCGCUGACGGAUCUCCCCCUCCUCCUGCUCCGGAACCUCCGAUUAUUACAUCGCUGCGCCGCGUACUCCAUGCCUUUGCUCUUUACAACCCACGCAUUGGCUAUUGCCAAUCACUGAACUUCCUCGCAGGGCUGCUCCUCCUUUUUGUCGAGACCGAAGAACAUGCGUUCUGGCUACUCAACAUUAUCACCCGUGUUUACCUCCCAGGUACUCAUGAGAUGAGCCUAGAGGGCUCCAAGGUCGACCUGGGUGUUUUGAUGACAGCAUUGAAGGAGACCAUGCCCGCAGUGUGGAAACAGCUUGGUGGUGACGAGUUCGACAAUGGGGGAAAGAAAGGCAAGAGCAAGAAGGGCCACAGGAGGGGAGACACCAGCGGGAGCAUUAGCGACCCCAAUCGGCUGCCUGCUAUUACGCUUUGCAUGACAGCCUGGUUUAUGUCUUGCUUCAUUGGCACGCUGCCUAUCGAGACAGUCCUUCGCGUGUGGGACGUCUUCUUUUAUGAGGGCUCCCGAACGCUCUUCCGCAUUGCUCUCACGAUCUUCAAACUGGGCGAGCGCGAGAUCCGCGCAGUCCAAGACCCGAUGGAAAUGUUUGGUGUUGUACAGAACUUCCCCCGUCGUAUGCUCGAUUGCAACCAGCUGAUGGACGCUUGUUAUAAGCGCCGCAACGGCUUCGGCCACAUCUCCCAACAAACAGUUGAAGAACGCCGCCAAGAACGUCGCGAUGGCAUUCGUCGCUGGAAGGCUCAGCAGGAGGCGAUGGCGGCGGCUGCGGCUCGAGGCGAUACCCCGACUCAACGGCCGUCGACAAAGCAACGGCUUGGCGCCACGCUGGGCCUGGAUAUUGGCUCGUCGGGAGACAAAGAUGACCCGAAUCGCAGCAAGUCCAAGUUGUUUGGGCGCCGCAAACAAGACCAGGAGCAGGCGCGAGCUGCCGAGGUGAUGUAG